This is a messenger RNA of Planococcus citri (citrus mealybug), 2194 nucleotides long. RefSeq lists its product as uncharacterized. Bases 250 to 2139 code for a protein of 629 amino acids. Lineage: Eukaryota; Metazoa; Arthropoda; Insecta; Hemiptera; Pseudococcidae. The transcript has 2 exons. The record is from RefSeq and is a predicted model, not a curated record.
CUGUCGUGUUGAACUUUUAGCUUUGUUAUGUUAUAAUCAACUGAUCUGAAACGUUCUGUGAGCAUCAGCUUGUGGUCGGUGAGUGCUUGUUAUACGUUUAAUAAUGUUAGGCCGUUAGUUUGUUUGUUCUAAGUAAAAUAACUUUGUUUUAUCAAUACAAGUUUGCUACGUUAGUGCUUUUGUGCUUCAUUGACUGAGCUUUUAGCUUAUUCAUCGUGCUUAUGAGCCCACUGACUGCCAGUGCUCUAGAUGAGAAUGGAAGUUGAGAUGAAUAUAGAAUUGGAAAUGGCAGAAAUUAGACCACGAGUGUAUGAUAUUCUUCAUCCGACUCCGGUAUCGUUGAAACAACUGUCAGCUAUCGUCGCUAGCUUCGAAAUAUGGCGCUAUGAAAUUAAUACACAACGUACUAGAAACAAAUUGUCAAAGAUUUGUUGUAAACGGAUAUGUUGGGAACGAUUCAUCUCGGAGACUACACUCCCUGGAAAACCACGUGUGAUUAAUGAUCUGGUCGACGAAUAUAUCUUCAAGUUCAAAUUUUCAGAAGAGACCUGGCACAGAGAUCAUUUUAUAACAUUCUUCAUGUCCUAUAGGUGCCUGGAGAACUGUAUUUUGAACGACUUCGAUGAUUUUGUAAUAGAUUUCAAAGGGGAUAUUGAUUAUGUUCGGACAGCUGAACGUAUGAUGCGUUGUGAUCGACUUAAAGAUACUGUGAAAUUCGAAAUUGCCUGUAUGUAUUGUCUUGAAGACGACAUCAGACGAAUUUGGCCAUCUGUAAGUGAAACAAUGACCUCGACAAAUGUUAAAUCUGGCGAUUGUUCGCAGGAAAAGUAUUGGAUUGGCAGUCUCACAAAUCAGCUGGACAAAACAGACGUUUUCAACUAUGAUCUUUUUACGACUCAUAAAACGAGGUUCAGGCAUCGCUCAACCAGAAAUAACAGAUCAUCGAUGGAGUAUUUCUGGAAUCGCAUACCACCAGAUAAUCGACUACAGAAAGCUACGGACAUGCUCGGUGGCAAUGACUUACGAGUAGGUCUUGCCAGAUUCAUUUUGCCAAAACUGGACGAUCAACAGCUUGCUAAAUUUGCCAAUUGCCAUGGCUAUUUCCUUAUGAUGAAAUUGUUAGAUGAUCUGAUCGAUGAGGGGAUCGUUAUUUUACCAACCUGGAUGUACAUUAGAAAUUUUAUGAAUGAAAGACAGUUUUUGGAACUUUCCGAAUACAUGUUGAAAUUGUUAGCAUCCCAUGAUGACGACAACAAUAGACUAUUUCUUUGUCGAGAAAUAUGGAACAGUGCUCCGCAUAAUUUAAAGCAAUUGGCAGUGAGAGAAAUUCUAUCCAGCACUGAAUUGUUUAAUAUGCUCGUUUCCCAGCUCAAUAAUAAUGGUAUGAAAUCAACUCCUAAGUUUGUCAAGCUCCUGUUAAACAUUCUUUUGUCUGCCACUUUCAAUGAAAGAAGCUCAUUCUGGAAUAACUGCUGGCAUCAGCUCAUUGCACUCGCUAGAAGCAAACACCUUCAACAAUUUAUGAAACUAUGCAUUGGAAACGAAAAUAAGAUUACUGAAUUCAAGACAAAUGUAGUAGCCAAUAGCGAGCACCUACGUCAAUUGUGUAUUUCAUUAGUAAAGGGUCCGUAUUUCGAAAAAUUGAAUGACUUGCUGAAAUUCUGUUAUCCUGAGGUACAACAAAUGAGAAACUUUGAACAAGAGAUACUUCAGUUAGCUUUGCUCGGUGAAGAUUGUCAAUUUAGUUGGUUCAUUGUCCAUAUUGCCGAAGAUUUGAAUGAAUUCAUCAACAAAACUUACGAUGAUGCUGAUCUAUCUGUCGAGUUUAAAAAUCAGCUCCUGAUGUCCCCUGCGUUCGAAGAAUUCGUAUCUUUUCGUGUUCGCUCGAAUAAUAUUUCUUGUUUAAAUGAAAUCGAGGACUUUGUCGACGUAUUUAAACCGACUGAACAAACACUAGAGCAAAUAAAAACACGUGUUAUUGAUUCUUUCAAAGAGAGUCUAACUGGAGAUGGAUCCAGCCGUGACUUAUUGAAGAGGAGUAGUUUAAAUCAGUUUUUAUUGUGGUGUUUGGGAAGUGAUGCCGAAGUAGAGAAAUUUAGGCGUAACUAUGCAUUGAGAGUUGUUUGGGAAGACUGGUGAAUCUUGUCAGUUCAAGGGAUUGUUUUGUAAAAUUUUUCCUCGUCAGUUUAGUCGA